UAUUAGUGGAUACUAACUUGUAUGUGAAGGUUGUAGAGGGUAAAACUCAUUUUUGUUCUACUUUGUUUUUUCAAAAAUCUUGAGUCACUUUUCAGUAAAAGUGGUCGACACCAUGAGCCACAUUCAAACCACGUCUCGAUUUCUGUCCACAAGAAGGGGUUACCAACUCCCUUCUCUAGAGAAUGAUCAGCAUCCUGCUCGACAAGUCUGCGGCUCUACUUAUUCGCUUUUCAAUGUUCGAGCCAUGUUUAUUUCCUUCUUUUUUGCGUUUGGAAUCAGCAUUAGUUUUGUUACUGGGCGGUACUACAUGCCAUACCGAGACAUUGCCAGUGGGUGUCAGCCAAAUAUUGACCUACCUUUACAAGAGCACAAGUUUGUUUACAACCAAACAUUCGUUGAAAGUGGCCCAGCAGCAGACGCGGCAUGGGACUCGCUGUUUCCAUCCCAAGGAGGGUUUUUCCGUCACCCAACAAUCUCUCGAAAACGCGCCGACUUUGCAGUCUUUCAUCAGCUGCAUUGCCUCGAUAAGAUAAGGCUAGCAUAUUGGACUUUAUACGAUAGCAGUGUGUUAGCCCAUGACGGAAUGUCGAAGACUGAUUUUGACCCUAAAGGCCUCUCUGAACAUUUUGCGCCACUCCACAUCACUCACUGCGUCGAACUAAUAAGAAAUGCUUUGAUAUGCAGACCUGACACAACAGUUGAAGUCAAAGACUUAGAGAGUAAUGGGGUCACAGGAUUUGGGGCUGAACAUCUUUGCGUGAAUUGGAAUCAACUUGUUGACUGGGUUUCUGAGUGGGAAGAUUAUGACAAGCCAGGUACUAAAUGAUGAUGAAUGUCAGCACUUCGCCGAAGAAUCCGGUUUCAAAAGCUUGUAGUUCCGGCAUAUGUAGGUCGAUGCAGCCGCUAGCCCCGCUAGCCUUGAUGGGGUAGGUAGAGUAUAUCUU
Messenger RNA from Botrytis deweyae, 944 nucleotides. RefSeq lists its product as uncharacterized. Bases 113 to 826 code for a protein of 237 amino acids. The record is from RefSeq and is a predicted model, not a curated record. The transcript has 2 exons. Gene Ontology annotation, biological process: mycotoxin biosynthetic process. Lineage: Eukaryota; Fungi; Ascomycota; Leotiomycetes; Helotiales; Sclerotiniaceae.